AUGUGUAAGCUUCUGGCAGGGCUGUGCAAACAAGCACUGAUGUUACUGAGCUAUUUCUGUUUCAUCACUGUUUCGGCGUUUAGCCAGCUGUUUCAAGGAGGCGAUGCAGGACAAUGUCGAAGCGAAUACUCCUCAACCUUCCAAAGGAUGUUAAUUGGACACACUUUCAGGAAAUUAAAGACGAUCCCCCCCAUUGAGUGUUGGCAGGCUUGCAAACUCGACUCGCACUGUGAAAGUGUCAAUUACGUCUUUUUCCAGAACAUAUGUGAAUUGAAUAAUGGAACCCGGGAAAACAGUCCCACAAAUUUCAUUUCUGACACUCAAAGAUAUUAUUUGGGCCGAGAUGACGACGAAUGUGAUGCUUCCCCAUUUUUGUGUGAUACCAAUGCCGUUUGUCAUAACACCCCUGGCUCUUAUCGUUGUGCCUGCAAAAUUGGAUUGGUGAAGACUGUUCAGAUUGAUGAGUGCUAUAAAAAUACUCACAACUGUAGCAAGAGGAACGCCACUUGUGCAAAUACCGCGGGAUCAUUCAUCUGCUCUUGUAAGCCUGGAUUCACUGGAGACGGGCAGAACUGCGGAGAUAUUGAUAAAUGCAACGCUUCCCCAUCAUUUUGUCUAGUCAAUGCCGAUUGUGAGAACACCUUAGGCUCUUAUCGCUGUUCCUGCAGACCUGGAUUUCUCGGCAAUGCAACAAACUGUUACC
Pocillopora damicornis (cauliflower coral) is the source of this 703-nucleotide messenger RNA. RefSeq lists its product as uncharacterized. Gene Ontology annotation, molecular function: calcium ion binding. The record is from RefSeq and is a predicted model, not a curated record. NCBI's taxonomy places the organism in Eukaryota, Metazoa, Cnidaria, Anthozoa, Scleractinia, Pocilloporidae.